AUCUUAUAAUUAUUUAAACAAAAUAUAAUGUACAUGGUAUAUAGAAAACUAAUAUUUAAACAAUCAUACAUUCGUUUAAACAUUACAUGGCUUGAAACGCACAUUAAAUAUAAAAUAAUUUACUUUAAUUUGUCAAUACGAUUAAAUUUCGAUAUCCAGGUCGUAGACUACAUUUAAUAUAAACAGAAACAAACCUAUUGACUUUGAUAUUUAUCGAUCCAGUCUUCUUUCGCAUUCCGUCGAGUAAACGUCGAAGAUCUCUGUUUCCGAACAUAGGUACUUUGGAAGGUAAAAGACAACGACCCGAGUAUGAUAAAUUACUUCUUGAUCCAAUGUUAAAAUAUUCUGGUUUAUAUGGUGCCAGUGGUGGCAGAGGAGAUCUAGCAGCGUCGCUACAAGUAUGGGCUGGUGGUAGACCAUUAGCUUUACCUGUUCAUACGGCCUACAAACACUUCACAUCACGUUGGAACUGGAAUCAAUGGGUUACUUUACCCAUCUCUUUUUCUGAUUUACCGCGUGAUGCUUAUUUAUGUAUAAGUUUAUAUGAUUGUGCUGGACCUGGUAGACAAAUACCAGUUGGUGGUACAACAAUAUCUUUAUUUGGAAAACAUGGUGUAUUUCGUCAAGGAAUGCUUGAUCUCAGAGUAUGGCCUGGUGUAGAAGCUGAUGGAAAUAUUUCUACAAGUACUCCAGGAAAAGCCAGAGAUCAUGGAAAAGAACAAAUGCAGCGUCUUGCUAAACUUGCUAAGAAACAUAGGAAUGGUCAAAUGAACAAGAUCGAUUGGUUAGAUAGAUUAACAUUUAGAGAGAUAGAAUUAAUAAAUGAACGAGAAAAAAGAGCAUCUGAAUAUCUGUACUUAAUGGUAGAAUUUCCUGAAGUCAGAAUGGAUGGUAUACCGUAUUCUAUUGUGUAUUAUGAAAAAGAUGGUGAUGAAGUAGUUCAGCACAGAUCACAACCAGACGUUGUAACUCUUCCAGAUUAUGAAAUCUUACAAGAAAACCUUGUUGAAGCUAAACAUCAUAAACUAGCCCGUAGUUUACGUAGUGGUGGUAAUACAAGAGAAUUAAAACCAACAUCUAGUGUUCGAGAUGCAUUAAAUACUAUACUGGGCUAUCCACCAACAACAACAUUAUCUACAGAAGAACAGGACCUUAUUUGGAAGUAUAGAUUUUAUCUAUCAAAUCAAAAGAAAGCUUUGACGAAAUUUGUCAAGUGUGUUAAUUGGAAAGUAUCUGGAGAGGAACGUCAAGCAUUAGAAAUGUUAGCACUAUGGGCACCACCAGAUCCUGAGGAUGCUUUGGAAUUACUUGGACCAGCAUUCACCCAUCCAGCUGUAAGAAGAUAUGCCAUAAGUCGUCUAAGUCAAGCUCCCGACGACGAUUUAAUGUUGUAUCUCUUACAACUAGUACAAGCUUUGAAAUAUGAAGAUUUUGAAAGUAUUAAGUUCGCAUUUCAAACAUUAAUGAAUGAGAAAGAAAAUGAGAGAUUCGAAAAGGAUAUAAAAACCGGAGAUUCAACAUCAACUCCUAUUACGACUUCGAUUGAAUCAGAUGCUGGUUUAUCUACAACAAGUCGAGAUACUGUUAUGGACUUAACAUCUUUUUUAAUUACUCGUGCGUGUCAAAAUUCUACACUGGCUAAUUAUUUCUACUGGUAUCUAUCGAUUGAGUGCGAAGAUCAGAGUGAUCCAGUUAUAACAGCCAAGCAAGAUACUCGCGUGAGAGAGAUGUAUAUUGCAGUAAUGAAGAUGUUUUCCACUAUGUUAGCUCAUGGAAAUACCGUCUGGCAAAAGAGAAGAGCUUUCCUUUUACGACAAAAAAUGUUCAUUGAUCAAUUGGUAUCUCUUGUAAAAGCAGUAGCAAGAGAGAGUGGCAAUCGUAAGAAGAAGGCUGAUAGAUUACGGGCGUUAUUAGCCGAUCCGGAUCCUGCAUUUAAAAUCAAUUUUUCUAAUUUCGAGCAAAUACCUUUUCCCUUGGAUCCUGAAAUUUGUAUUAAAGGGAUUAUUCCUGAAAAGGCAAGUUUAUUUAAAUCUGCUCUUAUGCCAUCUAAACUUACGUUCUUAACAACCGAAAACACAGAGUACAUUGCCAUUUUUAAACAUGGUGACGAUUUAAGACAAGAUCAAUUGAUUCUACAGACAAUAGCCCUUAUGGAUAAAUUAUUAAGGAGAGAAAAUUUAGACUUAAAAUUAACACCAUAUAGAGUACUUGCUACAAGUACAAGACACGGAUUUUUGCAAUUUAUUGAAUCCACAACUGUGGCUGAAGUUCUUGCUAGCGAGGGUUCGAUUCUAAGUUUUUUUAGGAAACAUCAUCCUUCUGAUACAGGGCCUUAUGGUGUUGUGCCUGAAGUGAUGGAUACAUAUGUUCGAAGUUGUGCUGGUUAUUGCAUAAUUACAUAUGUAUUAGGAGUAGGCGAUCGACAUUUAGAUAACUUACUUUUAACAACAUCAGGCAAACUUUUCCACAUAGAUUUUGGCUACAUUUUGGGUAGAGAUCCAAAACCUUUACCACCACCAAUGAAGCUUAGCAAGGAAAUGGUUGAGGCCAUGGGUGGUGUAGGUUCUGAACACUAUCAUGAAUUCAGAAAACAAUGUUAUACAGCAUUUCUGCAUUUACGUAGACAUGCUAAUUUAAUAUUAAAUUUAUUUUCAUUAAUGGUUGAUGCUAGUGUACCAGAUAUAGCUUUAGAACCAGAUAAAGCAGUCAAAAAAGUCCAAGAUAAAUUACGGCUGGACUUAAGCGACGAAGAAGCUGUCCAUUAUGUUCAAAACCUCUUAGAUUUAUCUGUUACAGCUGUAAUGGCUGCAUUAGUGGAGCAAUUACAUAAAUUUGCUCAAUAUUGGCGGAAAUAAAAUAAAUAAUUUUUAAUACGA
Vespula vulgaris is the source of this 2876-nucleotide messenger RNA. RefSeq names its product phosphatidylinositol 3-kinase catalytic subunit type 3 (gene Pi3K59F). Gene Ontology annotation, molecular function: 1-phosphatidylinositol-3-kinase activity. Gene Ontology annotation, cellular component: phosphatidylinositol 3-kinase complex, class III, type I; phosphatidylinositol 3-kinase complex, class III, type II; membrane. The coding region runs from base 333 to 2855 and encodes 840 amino acids. The record is from RefSeq and is a predicted model, not a curated record. Gene Ontology annotation, biological process: phosphatidylinositol-mediated signaling; phosphatidylinositol-3-phosphate biosynthetic process; autophagosome assembly. Lineage: Eukaryota; Metazoa; Arthropoda; Insecta; Hymenoptera; Vespidae. The transcript is spliced from 10 exons.